Penicilliopsis zonata CBS 506.65 is the source of this 1031-nucleotide messenger RNA. RefSeq lists its product as hypothetical. The coding region runs from base 197 to 751 and encodes 184 amino acids. The record is from RefSeq and is a predicted model, not a curated record. The transcript has 3 exons. Lineage: Eukaryota; Fungi; Ascomycota; Eurotiomycetes; Eurotiales; Aspergillaceae.
AGCUCUCCUCUUUUUCGAAAACUCUUGACACAGCUCAUUCCUGACCAUACUCGAAGUUCCCUUCAAUUCAUUGGUUCUGCUGAUCGUGAUCCCUUCAUCGACUUCCGGCUCACUAACCCGUUCCCUUGUCCUGCCGACGAGACGAGAAAACAACACUGAAUAUCUUGCUCAUCGAUAUUUGAACCAGCCUGAUAACAUGUCUCCUCGCCGCUCUAUGAAGCAAUGCAUUCUCCUGUUCGCUCUUUGCAUAAUCGGCAUCCUAGCGAAGGAAUGCGGGACUGUCUCACAAUGCGAGCUGGGCUGCAUCGAUGGGCUGUUCUAUGAGCGAAAUACCCCCGGCACCCAGACAUUCGUAUGCAGCACGAGCCGCCGCAAAUCCCGAAACGACUGGUACAUCGGAUACUGCGGGGAAUUCGACGCCACGACGUUCGCCUGCGCGAGUCUGAGUGGCGAGUUGCGAUGCAACAAAUGCAUGUUCGAGCACCGGGACGGAGGCGGGGUUCUCGCUCUCGAACCCGAUGGGAAAGAGCGAAGCUAUGGGGAAGCUGACGUGUGCGAUGCUGGUGGAAGAUCUGUCAUCGCAGGAAAACACGAACGAGCAGGGAGAAUCAUCUUCAGACUCAGACGAAGCAACCGACAUUUGAAUACCACGUUUCUUUCCGUCGGAUCAUGGAUGUAUAUGAAUUUUUUGUUUAUAGCGAAUAUUUCGAUAGAUCUCUCAAUCUUAAUGCCCGGUUUGACUAGUCCCUGACAUUGAGAUCUCAUCAUUCUGUCGGAUUGAUCGAGCCGAUCUAGCCGACUAGCUGUCUGACUGCCAGGAUUUCUAGUUGGCCAGAACUCAUGGAAGAGGUGAGAGUUCUCAAUGCUAAUUCUCGAUGAUCUGAGGAAUGCCCGAGGCAAAAGGCGGCUAGAAAGGCGGUCAGGAAUAUUGACAGAAAUUUGGGGUCUCCGAUCGGCGCGGAUCAAACCGGCCAAUCAAAUGUCCUUUUGUAUCUCCGACAUUGCGAUAACGGCCGCUUCUUAUCUGGAAG